AUGAAGGGAAGGACACGGAAAGAGAAGCGUGUGCAGCCGAGGCAGAGGAUUGCAGUACAUGUGGCGGGUUCUUAUUCUGAUGUUGUGGACUCUUCCGAUAGGUUAGAUAGGCAGUGGAACGGAUUUUUGAAUCAAGAUUCGACGUAUUUUCCAAAUAGGGCGCCGUCGUCAACAGGGAACUCGCGCAGUGCGGACAACUCAAAUCAAAUAUUGUCGGUUAUACCGCACCCACCUGUACGGUGUGACACUAAAGUGGCAUCAUCUGCAACAACAUGGCACCUGGACCCAACUUGCUUGCCUGACAAUACUUUGGAGGCAGAAAAGAGAUCCAUUCAAUUAUUGAAAUUGCCUUCUUUUUUCUCAGUGGGGAAUACAGAUGAAACGUCGGCAUGUAGUCACAAAGACGAAUACAAGACAUUGAAUUCUUCUAAUGCUCUUAUGGGGCACGAAGCCCCUGUUUUGACGGCAUUAGGAUCAAAUGAGCCACCAAUGUUGAACGCUAGUCUCUCCGCAGAGGCUUUACCAAGGCGACAGCCUCGACAGAACAGCGAACCUCAUGAAAUUGAAGAGGACUCUGCAGCGGAUGAAAAGGGGCUUGGGAAACAACACCACAGAGUGAACCAUACAAUACCUGAAACGAACGCUAUUACGGCCGGUCAAUUGGAUACUUCGUGUGCUUUUAGUGAUGGUAAUGGAAAUACCGUAAACGUUGCUAAUACGAGUCGUGUGGGUGACCCUGCUCAGUCACCGAUAUCAAAGCCCCAGGAAUUAUGUUGUGAUUGGGCAUCAUGUGACUCCAUUGGCGCCAACUCCUUACCUUUGGAAAAUAAAGAAUCAAAUGCGUCUUCUGCUUCUCCAUGCGCCGUGCGUCCGGAUGCUUCAAAGAACAUGAACUUUGAAAUGCAUCAUACGCACGAAGGACAUAGGGAAGAAGGUAAUGAGGCAAAAAGUGGGGAUUCUAGGUGGUGUCGAACGCGAGGGCUUCCGCUAGUUUCUGUGCUAGUACCGUACUUCCUAGUCCUUCUCUGCUUGUCUCUGUUCUGUUCUCUAACACCGUAUUACGUGACGAUGUUUAACGUUCGAGAUUCCGUUAUGGAGAUUCAUGACUAUAUUCGUCUUGAGCUCCAGUCACAGCUAGACAGCGCGCUAAAUAUUGCUGGUGUCUUGGCAAACGUUUUCGUCGCUCUGUACAUUCGAAAUGAGCGGCAUCCGAAUCCAAACGAUGAGUGGGUGCCGAUGGGCGUUCAAAUGUCGCAGCGUUUGUGUGCUGCGUUACAUAACAUGGAUCAUCAUAGGCUACUAACCCAUGCUUAUAUUGCCUCUAUCCAGCGUGACGAGAUUGCACUUUGCACAAGAGGAUUUCAUCCAUACUAUCUUUCCACAACUAAUCGGAACUCAACCGAUCGUGCAAUUGUUUCCCUUCUCGCUGUUGACCCCGUAACAAUGACACUACUUGACCCACCAUUGGUUUUGAAGGAACUUCACACGCCCUUUCAGCUGAAGGAUCUUGUAAAUAAUUUGACUCCCACAGGGAGUCUGCUUAAGGCAUGGAAGGCGGAUGUGGAUGCAGGGCGCGAGCCAAGAAUGCAACAGUGGAUGGUAGAACACUUUCUCAACUCAGGGUACGCAUACACGCACCCGUUUAUUGAGAAGAAUGGCUCCGUUGCGUUUGUGAAGGUUUCAAUUGACCUUAGAAAGGUAAUUGAUCAAGUUCUAGUGGAUAAAAGUGGGUCACUUCAUUCAACUCGUGUCAUGUUGCUUGAGAAUGGUGAAGAUUUUGAAAAACUGACGCUGGUCGCGAGCAAUUCUCAUGGGAAAUGGGAUUCGGGGAACAAACGAGGGGAACUUGGACUUUCACCCGUCUCAAAUCCGAUGGAAGGUGACGAAUAUGGUGAGCAUAUUUUUUUUGGAACUAGUUUCGGCGAAGGGAAAACUGGGGGUUUGCCUGCUUCAAGGAAAAGAUGGAAGUUGGAGGAUCCGUUAAUGCGCAGGGCUUUUCAGUAUGUAAAGAUGAAGGAGGUCUUGGCGACGGUGCGCAAGGGAAAGGCCUUCCAUACCAGGUUCCUGUACCGCGGAGCAUUGAGCACCUUUAGUGUCUCCUUGAUGCAAUCAGAGCACAAUGCCACAAUGCUCUUGUUCGUUGUAGCACCUCACCUCUACAGUGAAGGCCUCCAAACCCCUCAUUUACUCAGUUUUGUUGGAACCUUUCUCACCACACUCUCGUCAACUCUGCUGGUUUAUGCUGUCCUCACCAUCUUCGUCAGUCGUCCACUGCAUAAUAUUGCGGCAGAGCUUCGUCUGACGGCAAAGGUGGAGGAUACUUCGCUCAGUGAUUCUUCCACGAACGCCGGUAACAAAAGCGACAGAUUUGCAUUGCUGGAGAUAUACGUACUAGAAAGUGUGGCCGCCUCACUGAGGGAUCAAAUGUGUCACCUCCGCUCCUUCUUACCCCAAGGGCUCUCAUCGUUAAGGCCUAUCAGUGAAGAGCGGGGAUCGCGCUACAUGGACACUGGCGUUAAGAAUGAAACAGGUGGUAGGAGUCUGAUGAACAAAGGGAAUAAUAAGGCAUUUAUGCCUGAGUCUUGCCUCAAAUGUGUAAAAGAAUCGGGGAUUGGGGUAAGUGGAAUUUAUGGUCCACAAGAGCAACUUAACGUCUUUGAGGACAUUAUGUGUUCCGUGGUCUCUGUGCACAUCUUGGAUAUCAAAACAAUUGUGGAAUAUGCAAGUGAAAUAGCAAAUAUCGUGGUGGAGGCAGCCAGAAAGUUCGGAGGAGGUAUUGAUGUUUUUCUACCAGAAACCUUUAACCUGAAUUUUCCUCGUCGGGGAGAAAGUCACUCCGAUAAGCUGGACGCAAUACUUUGCGCUCUUGAAAUUCAUCACAAACUCCCUGAUGUCGUGAGGUGUUGCUGUGUCAUUCUUGUUGAUAGCGGUAUCUUUCAUUUUGGCGUCUGCGGUGGUCCGGAGAAGAAAGAACCCGUCUUAUGGGGCAGAACCAUCAGUACAGAUCUGAUUCACGUGCAGCGUUGUUAUGGUGUUUCGCUUGCCAUACUUCAAUCCACAGUUCCCUUCAUUCGUUCCCGUGUUAAUGUGUUGCCUUUUGCAUCGGUUCGUGUUCAUGCGCCAGAUAUGUCACCUAAAGUUACGUUUCAUAUCGUUAUUGAAGAUAUUGUAAAUGAAUCGUCAUGGCAGUGCGUGGAGGAGACCUAUUUGAAGGGGUUUCGCUACCUUACGGUUAAGGCCUUGACGGAGGCACGUAUGUGUUUUGAAAGCCUUCUCGCCUCACCGUAUGUGACGCCCCAGCUGUUAUGCCUUCUUCGUUGUCAACUGGCUCAGGUGCAACAAUGUGAAGUUAAGUCGGGUACUACUAUUGCACCAGAGCGAUGUCAUUUAGGCUCAGAUCGUGUAGAUACCACGACAUCAAAGUGGUCACCUCUCUCAAUAUUACACAGUGAAAGCACCAUGACAGGGGCGCAUCACCACAUACACACUUCACGCGAAUCACGGAGACGACCCACAUAUAGUGACACCUCAAGUGUUUUGUCAGACGCACAACUUGCUUCGGCAGGAAUAACCAUCACUUCUGAAUUUUGGGACAAAAAAAAUGUUAGAUGGAAGCGUGCGGCUGAAGGCUUUCCAGAAUGCGGUCGAUUUCCUGUCUUUCUAGGCAUCAGUGAUACAGGCACUCUCGCAGCACUUAAAUUUGUGCCGAUUUCAUCGCUUCAAGAGUAUGGAUUUGCGGACCUGGAAACCCUUGAACGCGCCUGGGCGCAUGCACAGACACUUUACCACGAGAACAUCGUACAGUUUCUUGGCUAUGGUCGAUCAAAGGAAUAUGUGUGUAGUAUUGUGGAAUAUGUUCCUGGUGGAUCACUGCGUGAUACACUGCGGCGAUACGGCCGUCCCUUGCCACUCAUGGCGAUAAAACGUUUUUUGGUAAGUGCAUUGCGGGGACUGGAGUACCUACACAAUCGUGGUCUCGUUCAUGGCAGUCUUCGACCAGAAGGUGUACUAGUGGCGGUGGAAGGAUUAUACAAAUUAGGGGGAACCAGCACGGCAUGUACAGCAGAGGAAGCAGCCUCAACGACAGCAGAGAGUCUGCGGCUACAAUCUUGCAGCAAUAGAUGGGCUUAUAGCAGUCCAGAGGUCUUUACUAGUGGUCAAAGAAGCGCAGCAGCAGACAUUUACGCUGUGGGCGUCAUUUUGCUGGAGUUGAUUACAAACCAAAUGCCGUGGCGCUGGAUGGACCUAACAGCGGCAAGUCAGCGGAAGGAAAGUCCUGCCGCUGAGGAUGAAACCACUUGGCAACAAAACGCAAAGAAAACCGUUACCGAUCUAACUGCAAUUCUGUCAGAUUAUGAUUCCAUGAAAGAGGCUCAAAUGCAAGGAGGCAUUUCCUUGGUUGAAAUUCCGCGGGAGGGGGAUGCAAUCCUUCAAGAGGUACUAAGAAGCUGCUUGGUAACAGAUCCCAAGGGACGCAAAACGGCUUCUGAGCUUCUGCAGCUCCUGCAUAACAUGCAGUGA
Trypanosoma rangeli is the source of this 4521-nucleotide messenger RNA. Its product is annotated as protein kinase. Gene Ontology annotation, molecular function: protein kinase activity; ATP binding. Gene Ontology annotation, biological process: protein phosphorylation. The coding region runs from base 1 to 4521 and encodes 1506 amino acids. The transcript has a single exon. The record is from RefSeq and is a predicted model, not a curated record. Lineage: Eukaryota; Euglenozoa; Kinetoplastea; Trypanosomatida; Trypanosomatidae.